Molecule: messenger RNA, 1326 nt
Organism: Chiloscyllium plagiosum (whitespotted bambooshark)
Lineage: Eukaryota; Metazoa; Chordata; Chondrichthyes; Orectolobiformes; Hemiscylliidae
Product: calcium release-activated calcium channel protein 1-like
Biological process (GO): store-operated calcium entry
Cellular component (GO): membrane
Molecular function (GO): store-operated calcium channel activity
Source: RefSeq, a predicted model, not a curated record
AGUAUGGAAGAGGUCGUUCCCCUUUAAUAGGUGCAUUCGGAUCUACUCUCUUGAUUCUACAUGCUGCUACUUGUGUGCUUUUUUUUGUUUCACGAGUGCGGGCAUAUCGUGCGAUCGUAAACCGUGUGGACUCAGCAAGCAAAACUGCGACGUAUCCAGUUCUGCGAGUGCAAUUUGUAACAAAGGAACCUUAAUUUUUUUAAAGUAUGGAGGAAACGUUUGCGCUUUAAGGAGAGGGCAAGAACACCGUGCGACAGUCGUCACCUGGGAGACUUGCUGCUGUUCAAAGCUGGGACUUUUUUUCGCUCGAGAUUAGUGACUGAGUUGAAAUACGGGAAAGGUGGAGGAGUUUAAUAGAUGAGUUUGAACGAGCACUCGAUGCAGGCUUUGUCCUGGAGAAAGCUCUAUCUGAGCAGAGCCAAACUCAAAGCCUCCAGCAGAACGUCCGCUUUAUUGUCGGGUUUCGCUAUGGUAGCCAUGGUGGAGGUGCAACUUGAGACAAAUCGUGAUAUAUAUCCACAAGGUCUCCUGAUAGCCUUUAGUGCCUGCACUACUGUGCUAGUUGCAGUACACCUGUUUGCUCUCAUGAUAAGUACUUGUAUUCUCCCACACAUAGAGGCUGUAAGCAACGUUCACAAUCUCAAUUCUGUUCAUGAGUCGCCUCAUGAGCGUAUGCACAGGCAUAUUGAACUUGCAUGGGCUUUCUCCACAGUCAUUGGCACCUUGCUUUUUCUUGCAGAGGUUGUGCUACUCUGUUGGGUUAAAUUUCUUCCAUUAAAUCAUCCUGUGGUUAAAAACGAACAAAAUAACGCAUCAAUAACAUCUGGACAAGCUGCAGCUAUUACAUCCACAACUAUUAUGGUACCAUUUGGAAUAAUUUUUAUUAUAUUUGCAGUUCACUUCUAUCGAUCACUAGUAAGCCACAAAACAGAGAGAGUUGAAAGAGAACUGGAUGUACUUGCACAACUGCAGGAUCAGCUGGACCGAGGAGAGACGCACACUGCACCCUACUAGUUCUCAUUUUGGAUAAGACUGACUGACUGAUUGUAAACUACGGGGAAAUAACUUUUGUAUAAUACAGUUUACAGCACUCAGUGCAUGGAGUGAUUGAACUGAAGUACAAAAAGAACAAUAACUAUCUAUUAAUACUCAAUGCUUUUGGAUAUUUUGGGACAAUGACCAGUACAGAUAUUUUUGCUCCAGUUUUAAAUUCAAAUUAAAUUGGUGCCAUAAAAUGGCAAAGUGCAUGUAUUUACUUUUGGAUUUGUACAGAAUUUAAUUGGAUUGUUUAAGUUUUCUUCAUUAAAGAGAUUGUGUUCUACACAG